GGAGGAUACAGAGAGAACUAUAACUGUGUCCGACCGAGUUACUGGGACUUCUUGAGCUGCUUUUACUCUCAUGAGAGUCAAUUAAGAACAAACGAGAAGCAGCUGCUCCACAUGUCACAGAGUCCCAGUAUCCAAAGAUGAAGGCCCACACCACAAACUUCAUUUUGGUGACAUUAACUUCAUUAUCACUGCUUCUUCUUAAACGUGAAGCCCAUGCUGCCCAUUCUACCACUAAUGAUGCAUCGAUUUGCCACGAUGGGUUCAUGUCUGUUUACAUAUCAAAGGUGCAGUUUGCUGCUCUUCCUCUUGCCAUUUAUGUUCGAGAUGAACACGGUGGAUAUUACCAAGCCAUGGCUGUGGCAAAAGAGUGCCACUACUUCCUUGGAGAGACUGACACCUUAAUUAUCUUCACAGUUGCUUCCCAUGGAUGUUUUGUGAGAAGACAAAAAUAUCUGACAGAUCUGACUGUUGUCAUCGUGGCACUCGCAGACGGGGGAAGAGUUGAAAUUGUCAAGUCAAUACCGCUCAUCUGUGAAAGGGAAAUUAAAGAGGUGAACAAACCUGAUAAUCCAGUGGUAUCGUUCUGCAACAAGGAUGGGUUCAACAUCACCAUCCUCCAGAACGCCACGGUCCCCCCUCUGAACCUGGAUGCAGUCUGGAUCCCCUCCAGCCAAAACCAAAACUGUAAACCCAAAACCAGAUCCAAGGACGCCGUCACUUUCAGCUUUCCAUUCACUGACUGUGGCACUCGGUCUGUGGUAAAUUUAGCAGACGGGAUUAUAACCUACUGGGUCAACGUUGAGGUGAAACAACAUCCGCAGAAAGGCGCUAUAUUUCGUGACUCUCCUUUCCGACGUACUGUACAUUGUAGCUUUGCCCUGGCUCAGAUUACUCAGCUGGGCAUCACGGUUCAAGGAGAAAAACACCUAUCAACACUGAAGAGUGAAGGGAUACUGAGGACUGAAAUGAGGUUUGCCAAAGAUUCCAGUUACAAGUCUUUCUAUUCCUCUCGAGACCCUCCGGCAGUGACUGAGCUCGGCCAGCCGGUGCAUGUGGAGGUGUUUGUUCUCAAACAUAAAGACCAGGAUCUGGUGCUGCUCCUGGAGGACUGCUGGGCCACACCGACCAAAAACCCUCAUGACCCACACAGAUGGGACCUGCUGGUUAAAGGAUGUCCUUUCAGUGGUGAUAGCCACAGAACUGUUGUGUUGCCAGUCGUCCCCAAGGAGCUGAAAUAUCCCUCUCUUCAUAAGUGGUUUGUGGUCAAGAUGUUCUCAUUUGUGAAGCCCACAACAUUUGAAAACCUGGUGUAUUUCCACUGUGAUAUAGAGAUCUGUAAAGGACCCGGUUGCUUACAGUCCUGCAGCAGUAGUGGAAGGCGCACAUUAAGACGAAUCACACCUGAGCCAGGACAGAGGAUUCUUCACAGUGUCGUCUCUGGUGGACCUCUUCUUUAUCUACUGUAAAUAACCAGAAAAAAAACUGCUAUUUCAAGUCAUAUUAGGGAACAUUUCAGUCAAGAACUGUCCAUGAUUUGUAAUGAAAAUAAAUCUAUACCUUACUUUAAUGGCCUUAUAAGCCUGAAGGGCUCAAAUGAUGGAUAAGACCUCGAGAACUUGGCUUUAUGGGUGUUAAAUUUCCCCAAUAAAAUUAAUAAAUUGACAGUCUGCUGAA
Messenger RNA from Sebastes umbrosus (honeycomb rockfish), 1674 nucleotides. RefSeq names its product zona pellucida sperm-binding protein 4-like. NCBI's taxonomy places the organism in Eukaryota, Metazoa, Chordata, Actinopteri, Perciformes, Sebastidae. Gene Ontology annotation, cellular component: egg coat. The transcript is spliced from 10 exons. The record is from RefSeq and is a predicted model, not a curated record. Bases 138 to 1466 code for a protein of 442 amino acids. Gene Ontology annotation, molecular function: structural constituent of egg coat; acrosin binding. Gene Ontology annotation, biological process: prevention of polyspermy; binding of sperm to zona pellucida.